Messenger RNA from Pogona vitticeps (central bearded dragon), 4089 nucleotides. It is a transcript of the gene RABGEF1, whose product is annotated as RAB guanine nucleotide exchange factor 1. Gene Ontology annotation, biological process: vesicle-mediated transport. The record is from RefSeq and is a predicted model, not a curated record. Gene Ontology annotation, molecular function: zinc ion binding; DNA binding; guanyl-nucleotide exchange factor activity. Gene Ontology annotation, cellular component: endocytic vesicle; cytosol. NCBI's taxonomy places the organism in Eukaryota, Metazoa, Chordata, Lepidosauria, Squamata, Agamidae.
CGCGUGGCCUUCUGGGAGCCCUGCGUCCUACACGUAGGGAGGGAGAGAGCGGGCGAACCGGGUGAGUGGAGGCGUGAGGCCGCUCUGCCGAGUAAGACUCGAUGGUCUGGAGCAGCCGGGCGACCAGACACGCCCUUCCGCUGUGGGAGGAAGUGACGCCAGCGCGCUGAAAGGCGGGCGUAGUGUGAGAGGAACCGGGAGGAGGGCGAAGGAACGACAGACUCUGAGGCGACGGACGAAGCGAGCCGAAGCGGGAAGCGCGGGGCUCGGGCGGGAAAAAGGCCCCGAGGCGGCGGAGGGCCAGGCCGAGGCCGAAGCGGCCCAGGAGCAAGAUGAGCCUCAAGUCCGAACGCCGUGGCAUCCACGUUGAUCAGUCCGAGCUGCUGUGCAAGAAAGGAUGUGGUUACUAUGGCAACCUGGCCUGGCAGGGCUACUGCUCCAAGUGUUGGAGGGAGGAGUACCAGAAGGCCCGGCAGAAGCAAAUCCAGGAGGACUGGGAACUUGCAGAGAGGCUCCAGCGUGAGGAGGAAGAGGCCUACGCCAGUACCCAGCACCCUUCGGGAGCCCAGUCGCUCACUUUCACAAAGUUCGAGGAGAAGAAGACCAAUGAGAAGUCACGGAAAGUGACGACCGUGAAGAAGUUCUUUGGAGCAUCUCGGCCGGGAACGAAGAAAGUGCUGGCUGGCAGGCGGAGAGCGGAUGUUCCAGAAGCCAAGGCGCCCAGCCCUUCCAUCAGCCGGCAGGUCAGCCUGGAGACGGACCGGGUGUCCAAGGACUUCGUAGAGUUCCUGAAGACAUACCCAAAGUCCGGACAAGAAAUCCACAAGCAGUGCCGGCAUUUCCUGGAAGUCAUGCACCACAAGCGGGGGCUGAGUGUCGAAGAGCAGUCUGAAUAUGCCCAGGACUUCUAUCAGAAUAUGGCUGACCGGCUGCAGAGCCGCUGGAAAGUGUCUCCCGACAAAGUAGAGAAGGCCAUGGAUCAGAUCGAGAAGUAUGUCAUGACCCGGCUGUAUAAGUACGUUUUUUGCCCAGAAACCACCGAGGACGAGAAGAAAGACCUCACUGUCCAGAAGAGGAUCAGGGCCUUGCACUGGGUGACCCCACAGAUGCUCUGCGUUCCCGUUAACGAAGAGAUCCCCGAAGUCUCGGAUGUGGUUGUGAAAGCCAUCACAGACAUCAUCGAGAUGGACUCCAAGCGGGUGCCGCGGGACAAGCUGGCCUGCAUCACCAGCUGCAGCAAGCACAUCUUCACCGCCAUCCGGACCACCAAGAACGAGCCGGCGUCGGCCGACGACUUCCUGCCCACCCUCAUCUACAUCGUCCUGAAGGGCAACCCGCCCCGCCUGCAGUCAAACAUCCAGUAUAUUACCCGUUUCUGCAACCCCAGCCGGCUCAUGUCUGGGGAGGAUGGCUAUUAUUUUACCAACCUAUGCUGCGCCGUCGCCUUCAUCGAGAAAUUGGACGCUCAGUCCUUGAACCUGAGCCAGGAAGACUUUGACCGCUACAUGUCGGGCCAGACCUCUCCAAAAAAGCCAGAGCCUGACCACUGGCCAGCCGACGUGUGCGUGGGGGUCCGGCAGAUGUACCGGAACCUUGACCUCCUCUCCCAGCUCAGCGAGAGGCAAGAGAGGAUUGUGAGCGAGGCCAAAAAGCUCGAGCGGGACCUCAUUGACUGGACCGAUGGGGUCACAAAGGAGGUCCAGGAGAUCGUUGAAAGGUACCCGCUGGAAAUCAAGCCUCCGAACCCCGCCUUGGCCGCCAUUGACUCGGAAAACGUGGAGAACGACAAACUGCCCCCACCCUUGCAGCCUCAGGUUUAUGCCGGAUGAUCAUCCGGGAUCCUGGCACACUGGCGGCGUUCCUCCCCUCAGCUUUCCUCUCCUUGGAAGGUGGGCUUAAAGAGGGACAGAAAAGAGUUUAAAAUCAGCACAUGUUAAAGGUACUAUGGGCUGGUAUCCUGUCCACAGCUAUUUAUUUUAAUCAGUAUCGGUAACUGAGGAACUGCCUGUUUCUGCACUCCUGAACCGAGCUUAACGUUCUCCUUUUUUUUACAAACACACCCACCCACACAAAACCCCUAAUAUAAUUUUGAAGAUCUUGAUUUGGCGAUAUUCUCCUCUCUUCCAGUUGUGUAAUUCCCUGUGUUUAUAUGUACUUUUUUGGGGGGUAGACCUCUCCUGUCCCUCUUGAAACAUAUAUUAUCAGCAUUUUGCGAAGAACGCCAAUUCGGAGGUGAACACGUUAAAAGGUACUUAAAACCGUUCAGUUAUCAGGAAAAGGAAGACUUUUGUUGUAAAGUAAAUAUUUAAAACUGUAAAUAGCUUGGAUGUUUUGGGUGGGAGUGUCUAGCUUGCAUGGCCUUUUGAAAAAGAUUUGGUUUUUCCUUUCCAUUUUCCUUCGCUGCUUACAGUUUUAUCCCAGGAAACUUUUGGGUGGGAGGGGAAGCAGGAAGGAAGCACCCUAUCGUAGGAAACAACUCCUGUUGACUCGGCCACAACAGGACUGAGGACGUUCUAACCUUUGUGACUUCUCUUCUGAUUUUUCUUCCAAAAGAAAGAAAUGAAAGAAAGAUAAGCUUUCCCUUCUCUCUUGUGUUGGCUGGCCUCAGGAGCACAAGUGAGGAUGUUUCAAUAGCAGUAUACAGUUAGCCGGAACCUCCGUAUCUGUGGGAUGUGAACUCUCCGAAAAAUAACCAAGAAUGCAUUUUGCCAGUGCAAUGAUGCUGCCCCUGUGCUCAUUCCUCCCCUGCUUUCUUAACAGAAGUAAAAAUCCUGAAAACCUUCUGGCUUCUCGUCAGCCCACUGCAAGGCUUGCCAAGAAUAGGUUGGGGUGGUAACAGUUGCUCCUUGAGAUGGGAAGAUCAGCAGGGAGUUGAAUCCGUGCCCAGCUUUCCUGGGUCGCUUUUUGGUGAGUUGGAUGGACUGUUCCCCGAGGAUUCACCCUGGCAGAAAUGGAUGUUUGCAUCCCAGCAUCCAGGAGGGUGACCUAAAUAUUCAUGGGUUGGGGAGGAGGAGGACGUGCUGAUCUCCGCUCUUCCUGGACCUCCAUGGAUUACUUAGCAGUACAGAAGAGGGGAAAGGAAGAGCUGUUUCCUCUGAAACAUGUAGAUAUAUAUCUAUAUAUAUCUAUAUCACUGUUGAAUCCAUUGUUUCGGGGGGGUGAUUGUUGUUGUUGGUUUCUGCCUCCCUUAAGUACAGGCUUUCCAGUGUUCUUAAUAACCUGGAUUGUUCUGCUGGUUGAAUCAUCUUCACUUUUGCCUUUUCUGGAAGAACAGAAGCAGUGCUUAUGCUCUCGGCCACUAAAUUCAUCUCUUGUGUGUCUUUGUGAGACUUGGGGGAGCAAGGGGUUGGCCCACACGCGGUAACACGUGGACAGCACUGACAAAUAUCUAGGAAAACCGGCCUUCCCUGGAGACAUCUUCCUCACAUGUGGGUCUUCUACCACCCAGAUUGUGUGAGAUGUCCUCUGAUCCAGGGGGAAGACACUCCAUGGAAGACAGUUGAUAAGCAAAAACCUGUUUACAGUGUUAACUUCUCUUGUGUUGCAAUGGGACACUUUUUAAAAAGAAAAAUACCUAAACUACUUUCCUCGAAGUUCCUUUUUUAUCUUAAUUUUGUCUGUGGGAGCAAUAAAUUACUUUGAAGUUGAUCUCCUAGUCUUGUUAGGGACUUCUAUUCCCAAGCCACAUCUUUAAACUCAUCUGUGCAGGCUUUAUAGCUUUCCCUGGGUAUAUAUUUUUUGGGGGUGUGUGCAAUAGGGUCAGACCAAGACUGCGCUCUGUUUUGUGUUCGUCCAAGGAAGAACCUUUCUUUUUAAAUUUGAUCUGAGCGAUGUGCUUUUCAGACUCCUCAAAAGUUAGUUACCCUUAACUUAUGUGAAUGAGUGGGUCACCUAGCUAGGUGUUCGUCCCUGUCUGUUCUAGAAAAGAUUCCUUCCUGGUCCGAAGCUUCCUUUCUGGACCACUUGCCUCCUUGCGUGACACCUUAGGUGCUAAUUUUGGUUUCCAGGUACACCUUUUCACUCCUGAACCAUAUUAUAGCCGCUGUUACUGCAACUGCUGUCAAAUAAAAUGAAAGCCUGUACAACCAA